Molecule: messenger RNA, 5019 nt
Organism: Leucoraja erinaceus (little skate)
Lineage: Eukaryota; Metazoa; Chordata; Chondrichthyes; Rajiformes; Rajidae
Product: tyrosine-protein phosphatase non-receptor type 22-like
Exons: 21
Coding region: 587-2971 (794 amino acids)
Biological process (GO): peptidyl-tyrosine dephosphorylation
Cellular component (GO): cytoplasm; nucleus
Molecular function (GO): non-membrane spanning protein tyrosine phosphatase activity
Source: RefSeq, a predicted model, not a curated record
UAUUCAUACUGUUGGGUUUAAAAUGCCCAAGUCCUUCUAAUCUCCGGCACUGGGCAAUGUCAUAAACCACAGCCACACACACAACCCCUCAAGCACAAAUCAGAAGUAAAAUGGCAUGUAAAGCAUUCAAACAGAAACAAAAAUAUGGCCCAAAAGUUAUAUCAUUAAAGUUAUCUUAAAAGUCAGCUAAAAUUCCACAGUACUAUUCUGGUUUUGGCUGGAUUUAUUGUCCUGAAACUGUUUGAGGAAACACAAAGUGAAAUCGAGGGAAUAAAAUGUCUAAGCGUCACCUUUCCCCCAGAGAUGCUGCCCGAUCCGCUGUUUGUGUCUAAAGCAACUUCUGCAGUUCCUUCCUACACGAAUAAAAUGUUUAAUUAUGCGCCGAUUUUGCCUCUUUAAUUCGGCUGAGCAUGAUGCACCGCCCGGGGCGCUAGGACCGGAGAAUGUGUGUGUAUAUUUGCCCCUCCUCUGACCACAGUGACUGCCGAUUUCCCUCCUUCAUUAAAACCGCAGGCAUGUAGCGCCGAGUCCUGCCCUUCUGGCCAGGAAUGGGGCAAGACCUGCCGGCAGCUGCCCCAUUCACAGCAUGGACCAAAGAACUGUCUUGCUGAAAUUCCUCAAACAAGUUCAGAGCAAGAAAUCCAGCAAGGACCAGAACAUUUCCGGGGAGUUUCUGAGACUGAAAAGGCAGUCAAUGAAAAACAAACAUGACAAAUCCUACUCAUCAGGUCAUGCAGAGAAGCAAGAGAAUGCCAAGAGGAAUCGCUAUAAAGACAUUCUACCCUUUGAUCACAGCCGUGUGCAGCUCUCCCUGGUCAUUUCCGACACUGAUUCUGAUUACAUCAAUGCAAGCUUCAUCAAGGGCGUGUAUGGACCACAAGCCUACAUCGCAACGCAGGGCCCUUUGCCACACACAGUGCUGGACUUCUGGAGAAUGCUGUGGGAGUAUAACGUUAUCGUAGUCGUUAUGGCUUGUCGUGAGUUCGAGAUGGGACGGAAAAAAUGUGAGCGAUAUUGGACCGACCAAGGAGAAGAUCCAUACUGUACUGGGCCUUUCAGCAUUAUUUGUGAAAAAGAAGAAGUCAAAUUGGAAUAUAUCAUCAGAACAUUGAAAGUUCAUUACCAAAAUAUCGAUCGGACUGUGUAUCAACUUCACUACGUCAAUUGGCCAGACCAUGGUGUCCCAUCUUCAAUAGAUCCCACCUUGGAACUGAUCAAAGACAUGCGGGACAUUCAGCAGCAUGAUGAUGUCCCCAUCUGCAUUCACUGCAGUGCUGGCUGUGGAAGGACGGGUGUGAUAUGUGCCAUCGAUUACACGUGGAAGCUGCUCAAGGAUGGGAUAAUCCCAGACAAUUUCAAUAUUUAUGACCUGAUUCAAGAAAUGAGAACACAGAGACCAUCAGUUGUGCAAACCAAGGAACAGUAUGAGUUGGUCUACAGAACGGUCAGCAUUCUGUUUGAGAAACAGUUAGAAGUCCUAAACACCAACCCUGGAUUCGAUUACGAUGAGCAGAUUAAUGAGCUGCCUGUGAUGUCAGCGAGAUCCGAGCCAGAAACCAUCCAACCAUCAACAAACUCACCUUGUUACAGGCCACCAAAAGAGGAAAGAAGUUUACAAUUCAUGGAUCAAGACUUACCAAUAGUGGAUCAAUACAAUCAGUCAGGAUUCCUCUCCAUUUGGCACAGCCAUUCUCAUGGAUUAAUAACAGACUUGGACAGUAACCCCAGUAAAAAUGAAGAUCUUUCUCAACAUAUCCAGGACUCUACUUGCGUGGCAGGAUGUCCGUCUGAGAGAGGAGCAGAACAACAGAUGAGCCUGAGCCUUGACACAAACAUUAAAAGGACAUCAUGGGGUGAAUUAUCCCACAACUCAGAGAGACUAUUGCACAGCGCAAUACAGUCAGUAAACAAGCCCUGCUUAACCAGGGCCAAGUCCAACCCAUUCACCAUCACAAGUCAGGAUCUUGUCGAACCAAAGGCAUCAUUUGACAUCAAGCGAUACAGCCACAUGGGUUCCUUAGAAUUGCUGAGUAUCAUUUCCAAUGAUUCGCCCUCAACCAAAUGCAAUAGUUUACCACCAGCUGGGAGAAGCUGGAAUCCCUGUCAUUGGGAAUCUGCUCAGGAAGAUAAGACCAAUGUUCACGAAGACCCAGAGAGCCAAUCCUUCUCGCAUCUCAGUUCCCAGGCAAUGUUUCCUACCACUUAUCUCACUGAAGAUCCUUAUUUUUCCCCUCCUGGCUCAGCACCGGGCCAACUACUGGAGGACAACAUGUUCUCCUGUCAGGACUUGCCCUGCCAACACCUAGAUAAUCUGAUCUUGGCCAGGAGCCGGUCUGAGAAUGAGUAUAGUGAGCUUCCAACCUGCCCAAGAUCCUUCCAACCCAUUCGAGCAGAGUCCAUGGAGGAAGGAUGGGAUCAUCACACCCCUGUUGAAACAGAAGUUAUGAAAGAAAUGAUUUCUGAAGAAGAAAUCCCUCCUCCACUGCCAGAGCGAACUCCUGAAUCGUACAUUUUGGCAGAAAACCCUGAUCCUGUACCAGUUGCCCCAGCCUCUCUGAAAAUUGGGACAUCUUUGGAGUGGAGUGGUUGCACCCAAGCAGAGGGCUUCACGGAAUCUGUCAAUGUGAAGACACGGAGUAAGAGUUUGAAAUUGCGGGGCUUUAGGAAGGAUAGGAAGACUGAAUCGUUAGUACUUCCAAUUACACUGAGUUUGCCACCGUCUGACAGAGCUCCCUCUCCUGAGAUGUACAAUCCCAGAUCAUCACCUGAUCCCAAUAAGGCCUUUGCGAGGAGCAAGAGUAUGAAAAUUUUACGAAGUAUGAAGAAAACAAUAAGUGGUGGCUCUUCACCAUCCAGGACUGCUGUGCCGGAGCCAAGCCCAGAACACAGUCGCUUCCUUCCGAAAUUUGGGUUUAAGAGUCGAUUUGCGAAACAGAAAGGAUCACGAAAUCCUUCUCCAGAUUUGGUCUGACACAAUCCUUUGUGGAUUCCUCAAGAAAUCGAAUGGGGUGAUGUUCUGAGAUCGCCUUCCGAGUUGCUCCUCAAGAAAGGAACCCCACUUCCCAUGGGAUGAGAAAUUCCUCCUUGCCAGGGAAAGGAGAAUUCCCGUUCCCUCUCACGACAAACAAAGCACAAGUGACCUGACCUCACGCAUUCCAUUAGCAUGCGACUGAAUGGAAGAAUAGAUUCUGUGACACUUUUUUUAAAAGAUUCUGAUUCGGGUCAACUUUUUGAAGCACCGUUUCACAUCUCAAGAACCGCAGGGCUACAGUCAAAUGUAUUUACAUAUUGUAAUCUUUUGAAAACAUUGUUACACCCUUUAAAAUAUAAAGCAACAUUUUUCUCUUCCUUCUGGAGUGGGCAUACCAAAUUACAAAAAUAGUUAAUUGCUCACUGACUCGGGUGUGUCUAAUGUGGAACAAUGAGAGUGUGAGUUUGGAAACUUGUUCAUUUUCAACUGGCUAUGAUUAUUUUUCAAACACAGGCCCUUUCAGUACUUGGGGAUGAGUCUGUUGUAAACUCAGUGACAUCAAUAAAGAAUGACUGAGAUUUGUAUAUUCUCUAUCAUCAGUCUUAUUUUAUUUACCACACACAAAACAAAUCAACAGGGGGCACACGUGAAUAUGGGCAGGAUGAGUUCAGUGCAAUUUAUGAAGCAAGAGGAUCCAGUAAAUAUAAUCAGAGAGAAUCUAGAGGGUUGGUUGAGAAAUGGGAUGGGGAGUGGUGGUGGGGUAAGGUUGGGUUAAGUCGUUUGGACAGAACCUUUCCAAUACAGGGCGAGGAGUAGGAAGAGAACAGAGAUGAGGGUUAACAGUAGGAAGUGCCCAGAUAAUGAGAUACAAACCCAAACUUGCUUUCUUAUGGGGAUUCAGAAUGUCUUUCAGAAAAGAGGAGAUCUCUGAUUUUUAUAUCUGACCCUGCAAAGGUAAUAUAAAUAUAUAAAUUCAAAUCAAUACACAAGAUUUGCAUGAUUCCUGUUGGUUUUGAUGUAAUGGCCCGUUUGUCACCUGCAGCAGCAAUAUUACACUGUGAGUUGGAGGCACAAGGAACUACAGGUGCCACAAAAAAAGACACAGUGUUGGAGUAAGCAGGACAGGCAGCAUCUCUGGAGAACAUGAAUAGGCGACGUCUCAGGUUUGAGACUCAGAUAAACACACGAAAAUAAAUUAGACAUAAAUUACACGCAAAAUUUCUGAAAGAAGGAAAACUGCAAAAAAAGUCUGUGCAAAACUAUUAAACUAAAUACACUGGAAUUUAGAUGGAUGAGACGGGAUCUUAAAGAAACAUAUAAAAUUCUUAAAGGAUUGGACAGGCUAGAUGCACGAAAAAUGGUCCUGAUGUUGGGGGAGUCCAGAACCUGGGGUCAGUUUAAGGAUAAGGGGCCAUUUAGGACUGAGAUGAGGAAAAACGUUUUCACCCAGAGAGUUGUGAAUCUGUGGAAUUCUCUGCCACAGAAGGCAGUGGAGGCCAAUUCACUGGAUGUUUUCAAGAGAGUGUUAGAUUUAUCUCUUUGGACUAACGGAAUCAAGGGAUAUGGGAAAAAGCAGGAACAGGGUACUGUUAGUUUGAGACCAGGCUUCUUCUGCCUGAUGGCCUGCCUGCAGUCGAAGGAUGAGUCCAGAUGGUGGGGAUCCUCGAUGAUAGAAGAAAAGGGCAGAUCGCUUUCUUGCAUUCCAUCUGUUAUUUACUUUCAACCUAUUAUUACCAAAGCCAAAUUAUCUAAUUUAGGCAGAGAAAUAAAUUGUAGGUGCAGAAAACCAAAAAUAAUUAUGUUACUAGAUAUAAGAAUAGAGGUGAUAGAUUUAACAGGCAGGGUGAUGCAAGAUUGAUAACAGGGCCUGCUGGGGAUAAUGUUACUUUUCCUUUGUUUGGCCACAAGUCACAUAAUAUUUUGAGCAUGUUUCCAUAAUGUGAAACCUCCUGAUUUUUGUUGCUGCCACGGUACCUUGAGACUGCAUAGCUGCAUCUUAAAGAAAAUUAAAAAUUACUAUCAUCACAUAAUGUUUUAUCCUUAAAUGG